CAUCUUCCAGCUGUUCAGGUGAAAGCUCCCUCUCUCUUUUGCAGUACCACUCAUGAGUUCCUGUUUGGAGCCCUUGCUGAGCUGGUGGAUAAUGCAAGAGACGCUGAGGCCACAAGAAUUGAUAUCUACACCGAGAAGAAGCCGGAGUUGCGGGGCGGGUACACGCUGUGUUUCCUUGAUGACGGGACUGGAAUGGACCCCAGCGAAGCAACCCAUGUGAUCCAGUUUGGAAAAUCCAGCAAAAGGUCCCCAGAGUCGACGCAGAUCGGGCAGUACGGCAACGGAUUGAAAUCGGGUUCAAUGCGAAUCGGGAAGGACUUCAUCCUUUUCACAAAGAAAGAGAACAAGAUGACCUGCCUGUUCUUGUCUCGUACGUUUCACGAGGAGGAGGCAAUUGAUGAGGUGAUUGUUCCACUCCCUACAUGGAGCUGCAAAACCAAGCAGCCAAUCACAGACAACCCUGAGAAAUUUGCAAUUGAAACAGAACUGAUAUACAAAUACUCCCCUUUUAAAUCGGAAGCACAGGUCAUGGAGCAGUUUAAUAAAAUCGAAGGGGACAGUGGGACGCUGGUUAUCAUCUAUAACCUCAAGCUGAUGGACAAUCACGAGACAGAGCUGGACAUCACUUCUGAUCCCCAGGACAUCCUGAUGGCUGGGACCCCUUUGGAGGGAGUGAAACCUGAGAGGCGAUCCUUCCGAGCCUAUGCUGCGGUUCUGUAUAUCGACCCCCGAAUGAGGAUCUUUAUCCAGGGCAUCAAAGUCAGGACCAAGCGACUCUCCAGCUGCCUUUACAAACCAAGGAUGUAUCGAUACACAUCAACACGUUUCAAAACCCGGGCAGAGCAGGAGGUGAAAAAAGCUGACCAUUUGGCAAAAGUUGCGGAAGAGAAGGCGAGAGAGGCAGAGAGCAAAGCUCGAGCGCUGGAGCUCAAACUGGGAGGAGAUCUUGCAAGGGAGGCCCGGGCGCUGCUGCGGAAGGCACAGGAUGCUGCUGUGAUGCUGCGCAGGGAGGCGGAUAUGAAGAAGCGAAUACAGGAGGCCAAGCAAAGAGCCCUGAAGGAGCCCAAAGAGCUGUGUUUUAUUUUUGGGGUUAACAUCGCCCAGCGAGAGCUAGAUGGGAUGUUUGUGCACAACUGCAGCCGGCUCAUCAAGAUGUACGAGAAGGUGGGGCCGCAGCUUGAGGGAGGAAUGGCGUGUGGAGGGGUGGUGGGUGUGGUUGACGUCCCUUAUCUGGUGCUGGAGCCCACGCACAACAAGCAGGACUUUGCUGACAACAAAGAGUACCGACACCUACUGAGGGCUAUGGGAGACCACCUGGCACAGUACUGGAAAGACAUCGGCAUCGCCCAGAAGGGGAUUGUUAAAUUCUGGGACGAGUUUGGUUACUUGUCGGCCAAUUGGAAUCAGCCUCCAUCCAGUGAAGUUCGCUACAAGCGGCGGAGAGCCAUGGAGAUCCCAAUCACCAUCCAGUGCGACAAGUGUUUGAAGUGGCGCACCCUCCCGUUCCAGAUACAGGCUGUUGACAAAGUGUACCCCGAUUCAUGGGUCUGCUCCAUGAAUCCGGAUGGCACACAGGACAGGUGUGAUGCUCUCGAGCAGAAGCCGAACCUUCCUGUCGGAACGCUGAAGAAAGAUACAAAAUCUACAGAGGACAAACAAAAACAGCUCACUGAGAAAAUUCGCCAGCAACAGGAGAAACUGGAAGCUAUGCAGAAAACUACAACGGUCCGAUCCAACGCAGACCUGAAAAACCUGCCGCUGGAGGACGGCACGAGACCGGCAGCGGAGACACAAGCUCCCCGAACCUCUGAAAAAUUACAGCGGCCUCGCUCUCCUCCACUGCCCACUAUGAUCAAAAAUGCUCCUAGCCGCCCCCCUCUGUCCAAACCACCUCCCCUGAGCAAGAAACCCACUCCAAUCCAGAUCCAAAAACCAGCUCCCACAUCCCAGGCCCGUCCAGCACUUGCCAAGAAAGAGGAGGUCAGCAAGGGACGUGCCAGUGCAGUAAAGGCAGCGCCACCCCCUCAUAAACCAGCACCACCCACCCCCAGGACUGCAGUGGCCAAACCCCCUACCCGCCCCACCACUCCGAGGGGCCCACCAGCCCGCACUGCACAGAGUACAGUGAAACAGGCAGCAGCAUCUGGCAGCAAACGCAAGAGGACUGAUCUUGAAGCAGAGAGCAGCGAUGAGGAGGAUGAAGAAGAAGAUGAUGAGGAGGAGGGGGAGGAGGAAGAGGAGCCACAGCCCAAGAAAACGAAACUGGCUGCAGCUACUCCACAGCGAGGGAAAGCAGCCGUGUCGAAGCCGGAGCAGAAGCGCGGGCGUGUGACAGAGCUGAGAGCCCAGACUGCAGACGGCAGCGUCGUGGUGGAGAGUGCACAGAAGCAGAUGGCCAGUGCUCAGCGGAGAAACCUUCCUCCUGCAGAAAGCAGUGAGGAGGAAAAGGAGGUGGUGAACACCAAAAAUUACAAAAUGGUGGCUGCAACUGCGCCCCAAGUAGCGAAAGCUGUUGUGUCCAAACCUGAGCCUAAGCUUGCUGCAGUCCUGGAGUCAAGUGUUUGGAAAGCAGAAAGCAGCACGGUGGUGGAGAUCACAGACAGCCCUGACGAGGAGGAAGAGGAAGUGUUGGAUCUGAAGAGAGCUCAGAAAGACAAAGGGCUCUUGGUGGAGGUGAAGGUGAAUAAAGAGUGGUUCACAGGCCGUGUCACUGCAGUGGAGGCUGGGAAGCAGGGCAUGCGAUGGAAGGUGAAGUUUGAUUAUGUCCCGACCACUACAACCCCACGUGACAGAUGGGUGCUGAAGAACAGUGAGGAUGUACGUUUGAUGAGACCCCCCUCCCCUGAAUCACAGACCCCUGACACUCUUCAAGGGGGCGAGGAGGAGGAAGAGGAGGGUGCAGCUGCCAGGAGAAUGGAGCCUGACACCACCCAGCCAGCUGCCAGCAGGGAGACCACAGAGAGCCUUGUUACCAUGAUGAGGACGUUUCUAAGAUAUUUCUUUCCCCCAAAUUUCCGGAUCCCGAAGGAGGAUGUCAACAGCAUGUCAGCAGAGGAACUGGUGGCUUUUCCAAUGAAAGAGUAUUUCCAGCAAUAUGAGGUGGGGCUGCAGAGCCUGUGUAACUCAUACCAGACGAGAGCGGAUGCACGGACACGAGUAGUGGAGGAGAAGAGUAACAGCGCUGAGGCAAGGCUCCGUGAAGCUGAGGAGAAGCUGCAGAAACUAAGAACCAACAUAGUGGCUCUGCUGCAGAAGGUUCAAGAGGAUAUUGAUAUCAACACAGAUGAUGAGUUAGAUGCCUACAUUGAAGACCUGCUCACCAAAGGGGAUUAACCCAGUUGUCUUCGGGCUUACUGAUAUCCUACAGCAGCUGACACACAACACAACAAACCCAAAAUGGUUCUCAUUUGAACCACUUUUACUACCUAACAGACCAUACUGUGUCUUCCUAAUGGUUCUGUGAUUCCAGGGAUUAUUUGUUAACAGCACUGGAGGGUUUUCCUGCUCAUUAAAGUGAAGGGGGGUGACUGCCCUGAAAUAUGGAGAAAGGGUAACGGCGCCUGCGCACUACUCUCUUUUGUUUUGCCCCCCUAGGAUUUCUGUACAUUCUGGUCAAUUGCAUAAUGAUUACCCCCUUUACAAAGGCCAGCACAACCUGGUAGACUGAAGGAUUAGGAGGAUUUUUUUUUUGUUCUUUUCAAUUUACCUGGAGUCAAGAUCUGUAUGAAACUUGAACAUCAGGGAUUACUUCUCCUUAAUAUUCCCUCGGUGUAAACUAGGGUAAAAUAUAAUUGUAUUUAACAGAUAUUUUUAACGGACAAAGUAUACAUUUAACAACAUGAUGGAAGGUGUGGUGCUACCUUGGACCAGUGGUUUGAACAGGAGAAUCUCUGAACAGUUUGAAGCAGUAUGUCCUUCACCCCCCAAGAGUAGGUAAGGGUGUGAUUAAGAGGUUACAAAGACCUAGAAUGCCAACAAACCUGGAGGAAUGUACAGAAAUGCAUGACAACAGUGGGACCGCAAGACCUUUUUCUAACCCUGUUUCAGUUUUGGGUUAAAUAUGGGCCUGCCUGUAUUUCAUUAACCCUCCUAGACCCUCCUCUGUUUAAUUUUAACUUUCACAAAGGUGAUGGAGCAUGCAUGAUGCACACUUCUGCUUGGACCUCCAUGUAAUGUGCAGAACUGAACUUGUUGGAGGACUUCUUUACAAUUGCAGUAAAUAACAUGACAAGGGUCCUACCCAUCUUCAGAAGAACUGUUCGAUUACUUCACCAGUAAUUUUACUUAUGUUGGUUUUUUGUUUUAGAAGUAUGCAGAUUUCAGAGAAUGUAAGAAAAUAUUUUUGGUGGACUGUUUAUUUUCCAAUUUUUAUGGGAUUUCUUUGUUCUGUAAUUGCAAACUGUCCUACGGACAGUUAUUUUAAAACUGAGAAAAAAGGGUUAAUGAUUUGUUUCAGUAAAUUGUCUGGUUUGUUUGUUUUGAGAGACCAGGCGUUGUGUAUUUGUUUUUUUUUGUUUUUUUUUUGUCUCUUCAGAAAACCCAGCUGCACUCACCCACAAUGACUGUUAACCCACCUCCCUCCUUGACCAGUACAUGCUUUAAUAGAAUGGGGGCAUACAUGCUCAAACUUGAUCUUAGUCUUGUUCAGAAAAGCUGUACAGUGCUAGUUUGACACCACAAACAAAUAACAAACUUGCAAUCAACGAUGAUACAAUUCAAAGACAACAUAGGAAAAUAACUGGUGUAUUAUUGCCAAUUUAACCAGUUUAAUAUGUCAUGUUUACUGAGUCCUUUUUAAAUAUUAAGUAUUAUUUCAUCAGAGAUGUGUUGUAAUAUUGAAAGCGCCUGCUUUGAAGACAGUUACGGG
Messenger RNA from Polyodon spathula (Mississippi paddlefish), 4867 nucleotides. Its product is annotated as ATPase MORC2A-like. Gene Ontology annotation, cellular component: nucleus. Gene Ontology annotation, molecular function: zinc ion binding. The record is from RefSeq and is a predicted model, not a curated record. The annotation marks the transcript as partial. Lineage: Eukaryota; Metazoa; Chordata; Actinopteri; Acipenseriformes; Polyodontidae. The transcript has 26 exons.